This is a messenger RNA of Moneuplotes crassus, 2918 nucleotides long. NCBI's taxonomy places the organism in Eukaryota, Ciliophora, Spirotrichea, Euplotida, Euplotidae. The record is from the annotation of a GenBank genome assembly.
CGAACCAUUCCUAAAAUCAUCCCUUGUGAUGGUCUUAGAAGGACAGCAGGAAGGCCCAGCUGAUUGGAGGAAGAAAAACUGUAUUCUAACAGAACAAACUAUUUAUUUCUUUUAACAAAAAUGAUGAUGUGAUGAACACAGAGCCUAUUUCUUUUUCUCUGUUGACAACAGCAGCUGUCUAUAAGGGAAAUAAUCCUGGCUAUCGGUCUAAAAUUCAGAUCUGCAGGACACCCUACAUCUAUUUUGUUGAACUUAAGUUUAAAAGUAAAAGAAGGAUAAUUACUAUGAACUCAAAGACAAAAGCUAAGGAUUGGGUUAAAACUAUAAACCUUCGUCAUAACUACCUCAGAGUAGCAGAUGGCUGAAAUACAGCCCAACGGAAGAAGUUAAAUCAAUGGAUGGAACAAAUGGAUAGUAAUAAUGGUAUCAUUGAGCUACAUCUCAGUAUGAUCACUGAUGAGACAUAUCCAAUCCUGAAAAAGUUCCUCAAGAAUGCUCACAUCAGAGUCCCUAAUAUCUAUGUUAAAGAGGAGAAAUUUAAGGAAAUUAGAAAAAUUGCAGGGGCUAAAGAGAUCGAUGAAGAAGAAUACAACACAAAGAAGUUCAACUGGGACACUGAUAUUAGUAAGAAAGGAAUGAAUGUCCAAAAAAUGAUGGAUCUGAUUCUUGAUUUACCUAAAGAGAACGAUCAGAAUGGUAAAAGCACGAAACGAGGAAAGGCUUUAAAGCGCUUCAAAGAUAUCAUCAUUCAUUAUAUGACCAAUACUAACCAUAAGGCUAAUUUUAAGUAUGAACAGCUCUCAGAUUCCUUUGAGGUCGCUUCUGACAAUAGUUACAUUGGCGAUCUUGUUGAUAAAGAGCCAGAGAAUUAUGACGACUCUGAAGAAGAUGACUACCUCUGGCAAAAGAACCAAACUCUACUUAACAAUGAAGAGCUUUUUAAAGCUGCUGAACGGAACGAUCUUUUCACACUUGAAGUCCUCUGAGAAGGCUACAAUAAAAUAGGAAUUGACAUACCAGAAAGAGUCAAGCAAAAAGUAUGGCAAUUAAAGAAUGAGGCCCGCUAUGUCACAGAAAAUCUUGUAAAAGUCGUUAAUAUGGAUACCGAGAACGACCACGAGCUUAACGAUCUUCUUGACAUCUGUCUCUCUAAAGCUAAGAACAUUGGAAUGAGAGGUGAGCUUAUUGACAUCGGAUAUGCUAUCAAAGAUUUCAGAGAUAGAGCAACCUCGGAGCUCAUUGAUAUUCCAAAGAAAAAUUGAAACUUUAAGCAAGAAGAAUUUUCAGAAAUGGAAUUCUUCCAGAUUUUUGACAAAAAGGAAACCUACAGUGAUACAAAUUUCGCAAAGAUAUUUGAAAAUGGAAACUUGCUUGACAACUUAAACCAAGUUAUUACUGGAGAUAAGAAUGGUGUGAAGGAUGAAAGUCUGACUUCUGAGUCUCAAAGUGAAGUAUCUGUUAGUAAUACCACCUCGAAAGGAUACAUCACUUGAAAUGUUUGCAAGAAUCAUAUCAGUAUAUCAAAAUAUAAAGAGCAUUCAGCAAAGGAGACUAUGAGAUCAAGAAUUGGGAGUACUCAUCUUUCUCAUACCUCAAACAUCAGUAAAUUCCCUGCCUCGAAUAGAUCAGGAGACAGGUUCAGACCGAGUGUUCUUUCAGGAGUUCUUAAUAAUCCUAAAGGAAUUAGCAGGCAAAUGGAAUCAUUUGGUAACCUUGAAAUCGAAAAUAAGAAAAUAUCCUCUGAACUCUCCAAAAAGUUUAUGAAAACUGUUCAGAAAAAUGAUAAAAAUAGGCUUUUAAGUAGAACUUCUAAUAACGGAGAUAUCGAUGGUGAUUCACCAAAUCUUAAAGGUCCUGUAACAAAUAACUUUGCUUUUGAUCCACGUAAAGAAAAGCAGCAGCAUCUGUAUAAUUUCGAAAAUCAUUCCUUUGGGAAGAAGGAUAGCUUUAAAAUGAGACAAAUGCCUCCAGAAUUGCCGACUAAAGAUGAACUAAGACUUUCUGGAUUACCAAAGAGUAAUAGGAGGUCACAAUUAUUUAUCCAGCUCUUUAAUCAAAGCAAUAUCAAAGAAGAGUCUAAAGAUCCCACUACUACAAUUAAUGACGAAAUGAACAAAAAUUGUAGUGGCUACCAAUCCUCUAAUGAUAGUACAAUUCACAAAGAUGAAGAAGGAGGAUCUUCUAAAGUACCUAAAUUCUUAAAGCCAGCUCCUGCACCUACUAGAAAUCCCUCAAGACCCAAUCUCAAAACUUCAAAUAUUGAAUUAGACAAUGUGCUUCAUAAGAAUGCAUCACAAGUUCUUCUUAUCAGAAAGCACAAGACUGAAACAGAAGAGGGUGCAAAGAAAGAUGAAAUCACUGUUUCAAAGCCAAGAACCUUUGAAAAUUUGACUGAAAAAGAAGCUAAAGAUCACCAAUUUGAAGAAGAUAAAGGCCAAGAGCCCCAUCCAGAGGAGGCUGAAGAAGAUGAUAUUUUGGAUCAAGAUGAAAUCUUCCUUGGAAGUCCGAUCAAACAACUAAAUUUGCUUAAGCAUCAGAGCCAACCUUCAUUCAAGUCUUUGAAAAAUGCAGAGCCAAUCCAGGACUUUAAGAAAGAUGCUGAUCAGUCACCUUAUAAGAAAGGAGCUGAUAAUUCCUACUCCACUGUUAGGAGAUCUAGUGCUAAAAAUUCCGAGCAAGAUUCAAGUGUGAAUCCCUCAACAAUUCGUAACACAAAGCUAACUCUGUUAGAAAUAAUGGAACAAAAGAUAAGCAAGACGAACAGAAGUAACCUCUCUAAAAAAGUUCUUUCAAAAGCAGAGAACAAAGAGAUUCUGAACAAGAAGCUUGAUGUAGCUUUUGACGCCCUUCCUUCCAGUAGUGAUGAGCCUAAUGAUGAAGAAUAUUAUUAACCCAAUAUUUCAAUACUUAAGAAUCCU